Gasterosteus aculeatus aculeatus (three-spined stickleback) is the source of this 3380-nucleotide messenger RNA. RefSeq names its product carnitine palmitoyltransferase 1A2b (gene cpt1a2b). Gene Ontology annotation, biological process: carnitine metabolic process; fatty acid metabolic process. Lineage: Eukaryota; Metazoa; Chordata; Actinopteri; Perciformes; Gasterosteidae. Gene Ontology annotation, molecular function: carnitine O-palmitoyltransferase activity. Gene Ontology annotation, cellular component: mitochondrion. The record is from RefSeq and is a predicted model, not a curated record.
GCCGCUGGCAGUUGGAGCGGUUUCCUUCCUUGUUGAUGAGUCAAAACGCGGCUCGCGCUCGCUGACUGCGCUCGAGAAAAAGGGAACGGCGCGUCUCAAUCGACCUUCUCGCUGCGAAAACUCUCGGAAGGAAACUUCAGCGAUGGCGGAGGCCCACCAGGCGGUGGCGUUCCAGUUCACCAUAACGCCGGAGGGGAUUGACCUGCAGCUGUCCCAUCAGGCCCUGAACCAAAUCUUCCUGUCGGGAGUACGAUCAUGGAAGAAACGAGUCAGCCGCAUGAGGAACCGGGUGAUCAAGGGAGUGUACCCAGCCAGUCCUUCCUCCUGGCUCUUUGUCGUCAUAGCGAUCCUGGCUACCAUGUACAUGCGCUCGGAUCCCAGCAUGGGGCUCAUCAAGAUGAUACAGCAACACCUGCCACUGAGCCUCCACGUGUCUCUCAGCACCCAGGGUCAGACCAUGCUGUCGGCGCUGGUCUUCAGCACCCUGCUGUGGCUCUCCCUCAUCCUGGCGCUCCGGUUCUGCCUCAAGCUGCUCCUCUCCUACCACCAGUGGAUGUUUGAGCAGCACGGCCGGGUCUCCAACACCACCAAAGUCUGGGUGACUCUGCUGAGGUUGCUGUCUAGCAGGAAGCCUCUACUGUACAGCUACCAGACCUCACUGCCUCAUCUGCCUGUUCCACCAAUCAAAGACACCGUGAGCCGGUAUCUGACGUCAGCUCGCCCUCUGCUGACCGAUCCAGAGUUUGAGCGCAUGACGAAGCUGGCCGGCCAGUUUGAGGCCAACCUGGGAAACCGCCUGCAGCGCUACCUGAGACUUAAAGCUCUGUGGGCCACCAACUAUGUGAGCGACUGGUGGGAGGAAUAUAUCUACUUGAGGGGCCGAGGUCCAAUAAUGGUCAACAGCAACUACUACGGCAUGGAUUUUUUGUACGUGACACCGACCCCGGUACAGGCGGCUAGGGCAGGCAACACCAUCACUGCCCUGCUGCUCUACCGCCGCAAAGUCAACCGCGAGGAACUCAAGCCGAGUCGUGUUCCGGGCACAGUCAUCCCUCUGUGUGCCGCUCAGUGUGAGAGGAUGUUCAACACCACACGCACCCCGGGAGUCGAGACUGAUGUGCUGCAGCACUGGCAGGACAGUGAGUUUGUGGCGGUGUACCACAGGGGCCGUUUCUUCCGCCUGUGGGUGUACCUGGCGGGCCGGCUGUUGUCUCCCAGGGAGCUCGAGCACCAGAUCCAGAGGAUCCUGGACGACCCUUCACCCCCGCAGCCCGGAGAGGAGAAACUGGGAGCUCUCACCGCUGGGGAAAGGGUUCCUUGGUUCCAGAUGAGGGAGCGGCACUUCAGCUCCGGCAUCAACAAGCGGUCGCUGGAUUGCAUCGAGAGGGCUGCCUUUUUCGUGACGUUGGACGACGAGGAGCAAGGCAUGAGGGGGGAGGACCCGGCGGGGAACUUGGACCGCUACGCCAAGUCCCUGCUGCACGGCAAAUGUUACGAUAGGUGGUUUGAUAAAUCCUUCUCCAUUGUGAUCUACAAGAACGGGAAGAGUGGACUGAAUGCCGAGCACUCCUGGGCGGAUGCACCGACAGUGGCUCAUCUUUGGGAGUACACCCUGGCCACAGACGCCUUCCAGCUGGGCUACACCGAGGACGGGCACUGCAAAGGCGACGUGGACCGCUCGCUGCCUCCUCCGCAGAGGCUCGCCUGGGACAUCCCCUCAGAGGUUCAGGCUCAGGCAUCCAGUUCGCUGGUCGUGGCCCAGGCGCUGGCGGACGACGUGGACUGCCACGUGUUUCCUUUCAGAGACUUUGGGAAAGGCCGCAUCAAGAAGCUCCGUGUCAGCCCCGACGCGUUCAUACAGAUCGGCUUACAGCUGGCAUACUUCAGGGACCGCGGUGGCUUUUGUCUGACGUACGAGGCGUCCAUGACCCGUCUGUUCAGGGAGGGCCGGACGGAGACCGUGCGCUCCUGCUCCAACGAGAGCAGCGCCUUCGUCAGAGCGCUGGAGACCAAAGAGGCAGUGGACCAAUGCAGGCAUCUCUUCCGACUGGCCUCCGAGAGGCACCAGAACCUCUAUCGGAUGGCCAUGACCGGAGCCGGAAUCGACCGACACCUCUUCUGUCUGUACGUGGUGUCCAAAUACCUGGGAGUGGACUCGCCGUUCCUCAAAGAGGUGCUGUCAGAGCCGUGGCGUCUCUCCACCAGCCAGACACCAGUGCAGCAGAUGGAGCUGUUCGACCUGAAGAACCACCCCGACUUCAUUUCGCUGGGGGGCGGCUUCGGACCGGUUGCCGACGACGGUUACGGCGUUUCAUACAUCAUCGUGGGCGAGGAUAUGAUCAACUUCCACGUGUCGUCCAAACACUCCUGCAGCGAAACUGACUCCCACAGGUUCGGAGUUCAGAUAAGCAAAGCUCUCCAGGACAUCAUGAAUCUCCUCGCCGACCCCAAAAGCCAGACAACUUCCAAAUGUCAACAGGCCCAGCCGCAGUCAAAGAAGCAGCUCUGAGUGAAGCGGGAGAACAGGCCUCGCACACCCACACUAAAUAUAGAGGUAAUAGCCGGAUAAAUCUCAGUAAGAAUUUGUCAUACGACGGCUGCUCUUAGCUGUGCUAAACGCUUCCCGCCAAUGAGGGCGCCGACUCAGCCUUGAGAUCAAAAGUAUCAACGCCCCAACACUCCAAACCCAGUAAAGAUCUUGCAUUAAAAACAAAUUGACGGUUGACCUUAUUGUAUUGUAGUGGUUUGCAGGUAGAAGCCAGGUUCACUUGGCGACCACUCAGUGUGCAGCGGGAGGCUUCCUGCCCCCAUCUUGCUUGUUUAAACAAAGUCCGGAGGGGCGCCGCGUGCCAAAACAAACCUCAGCAACCUCAUCAGCCGCUGCUGUCUACUCGAAGAGGAAGUGCAGACUUUUUUAUUUGGGAGUGUCAGUUUUUAGGUUGUUGCCCCUUUUUGGUUCAGUUCAAGUGCCAUGAUUACGUAAAACUUUAAAAUCUGACCGCAAACGUGAGCCGGACCCCCGUCCUCCUCCAGUCCCCCCCACCACACCCCCCACGUUUGUGCGAGCUACUGCAGUGAUUAUACUGAUGCAUAAAUCCUAUAAACUAUGAGAAAGGGAACGGUACAGUUGAUGCUCACAAUGUGGACUCUUUUGACCAAAAGGACAAAGACGCACCAAGAGCUUUACCACAAACGAGAUUUAGAUUUACAGGCACAAAAAUAAUAAUCAUUUUAAUUUUGUUUGGCAUCUUCUAAUACUCCCUCAAUAAUAUUUUGUUUGUUUGUUUUUAAUGUGUGGCAUUUAAGAAACUUCUGCCCGAAGGAUUCAUUCAGUAAAACAAUUUCAAUGCAAUAUACUUUAUUUUAUUUUUUAUUUUUUU